CACAGGGCGGGACUUGGAGCGGAAAGAGCCCCGGGAGUCGACACCGUUAUAGCCGAACAUCUUGAAAACAGCAGAACUUUUCCACAAGCAGCCGCGUUUCCUUUCUAGAGAAACACAAUUAUCCGCAGCUUCGAUCUAGUUUGUGAUAAAAAAAAUAUAUAUAUAUAUAAUAAUGGCUUCGUCUCCUCAGAAGUCUCCGUCCUCUCCGAAAUCUCCAAGUCCCAGAUCACCGCCCUCCAGGAAAAAGGACGACUCCUUCCUCGGAAAACUCGGAGGAACUUUGGCCAGAAGAAAAAAGGCAAAAGAAGUUUCGGAGCUCCAAGAAGAGGGCAUGAACGCAAUCAACCUGCCUCUGAGUCCCACUCCGUUUGAGCUGGAUCCUGAGGACACCAUGCUGGAGGAGAACGAAGUCCGCACGAUGGUCGAUCCCAAUUCCAGAAAUGACCCUAAACUCCAGGAGCUCAUGAAGGUUCUCAUCGACUGGAUCAACGACGUUUUAGUAGGAGAGCGAAUCAUCGUCAAAGACCUAGCCGAGGACCUUUACGAUGGACAGGUUCUUCAAAAGCUCUUUGAGAAGCUGGAAGGAGAGAAGCUUAAUGUCGCUGAGGUCACGCAGUCCGAGAUUGCCCAGAAGCAGAAGCUUCAGACUGUCCUGGAAAAGAUCAAUGACACACUCAAAGUGUCCUCCAGGAACAUCAAAUGGAACAUUGACUCGAUACAUGCCAAGAGCAUAGUGGCCAUACUUCACUUGUUGGUGGCUUUGUCUCAGCACUUCCGCGCUCCGAUCCGACUCCCAGACCACGUGUCUAUACAAGUAGUUGUGGUUCAGAAACGUGAGGGCAUCCUUCAGUCUCAGCAGGUCCUAGAGGAAAUUACUGGCAACACCGAGGCUUUAUCUGGAAGACAUGAGCGUGAUGCCUUCGACACCUUGUUCGAUCACGCACCAGACAAGCUGAACGUGGUUAAAAAAACUCUCUUGACUUUUGUGAACAAGCACUUGAACAAGUUGAAUCUGGAGGUGUCUGAACUCGACACACAGUUUGCUGAUGGUGUGUACUUGGUAUUGCUGAUGGGGCUCCUGGAAGGAUAUUUUGUUCCUCUGUACAACUUCUUCCUCACUCCAGACAAUUUUGACCAUAAGGUGCACAACGUUUCGUUUUCCUUCGAGCUGAUGCAAGAUGGCGGUUUGGAGAAGCCGAAACCGAGGCCCGAGGACAUUGUCAACUGCGACCUAAAGUCCACAUUACGUGUUCUCUACAACCUCUUUACCAAGUACAGGAAUGUGGAAUGAAUUCCUGAAGCGCAACGCUUACGUCAGAAACGACAUCCUUAUCAGUAUUAGACACGUUUUUUUAACUUGUGGAUUCUUAUUUACAAUAUACAGCAUUAUUUGUGUAUUCAGUCUGCUCUGUAUUUAUCCAACAUGCUAUGAAAUCUUAAUGCUAUAAUUUUAGUUUACACAUUAAUGAAGGAUUGAGUGAUAUAUAUAUAUAUAUACAAGUUUCUUUUGGGUUUUUAAUCUAAAGUCAUUAUCUGAGUUGGUGCAAAUCAUGACUUCUAGUCAGGUUCACCAUCCAGUACACCCAAGCUCAGGGGAUAAAGCUGGGCUUAUGAUGUUUUCGAUCAAUUAAGUUGUAUUCAGUCCAUCCAGGAUUUCACGGGAGUUUUUGUUAUUGAUAAAAAUGUUUGAUUUUGCUGUCGCUUUUUUUUCUUCUAAAUUUGUGAGAGAUUUUUGUUGUUGGUUUGUUGCUUUUUUUUUUUUUAGAAAUUACUUGAAUUGGUGAAAUUGCAUGCAAGCGUGGGAUUCCUACUAAUGAAGACGUUUACGUUAUAAUUUUCUAUGAUCGACGCAUGUGAAUUGAAGAAGGUUUUGGGCUGAAUGGCCGUUUUGAUGCCGUCACACGACACGUCCUCCAAAUAUCACAGAGUUUACUUGGUUUUGCGUUAAUUUCUAUGCUAAAAACAAAAGACAUAAUCCAGGAGGGAACGUCUAUUCCACAUUGCCGUGUCCUCAUUCUGGAACCGGGCCCUGGAAAACUUCCCCAGUUUUCCCUCAGUGUGGUAGAUUUUUAUCACUGAUGGAAAACGAGGAAAUAAAUAACAGCAAGGUCUUUUACUUUUUAAUUUUAAAUUGUCACAUGAAGUUUGGGAUAGAAGAAUCUGUCUUGCUUUCUAUUAAGUGAACAGACCAAAUUAUCAAGUUCAGGCAAUUCAUUGUGCUGGUGAAUAGGCUUCAAUGUUUUUAUUUUCUGCUUGUAUGAAACUUCUAUAGAUCUGAAGCAAACAGACAUGAAAUUGCCUUCUCCACCCCCAAGGCAAUCAUAGAAUUCAAACCAUAAGCAGGCGAUUGCUACUAGUUUGUAAGAAUGCAAUGUGGCUAUUCUGGAAAAAAAAAAAAAGGAUUCCUUCGUGCAGUUUAACGUGAAGGUCGGAGCGAUCAUUUGUUUCACUGUUGAGGUUUGAAUGCGGUGUAUGGGGCCUGACUGGCUGAGAGGAAAAGCGAAUUCCUGUCCUUGUGCUCUCCUCAUUCACCACUGACCAUUUUGUGUGACUGUCCUGUGUGUACUUUUGAACGAAUGGAAGAGGAAUAAAUUGAUCUCGAUCGCUCAGACACACUUAAUAACUUUCAGACCAAAGGCUGCGUUUUAUUUAACCCCUCGAACAAAAAGCUCGCUUAAGGCAGAGGCAGUGUUUCAUUUUAAUGGCUCAGACCGGCGGUCUUUGUGCUACCAUAAAGUUGCAUGAUGUAAUCUUGCUUUCGGUACUGAAACAGUGGGGAAGGGAAGCUCUCCCUGAAAAGCAGAGGUCACAUUUUCUCCUGCGUGCAGCACUGCACAAUUGGACUCAACAAGGUUAUAAUGGAGGUCAAGGGAUAAUAGAAAAUGUGGAUCUUUUAGGGUGCGCUUCUCUUUGUGCGAUUCACUCUGAGACCUCCGUGUUUCGUCGGCUGUGUAUUUUUAAUGGGCAGAUUUUUUUGUUUUGUUUGGCAUCUUCAGGCACCUAACAAGUUGAAUAAUUUAAUUAAGCCGACUUGUGCGUUUGUGAGAGAGACCUGUGACUGAGUCACACUUUCACGCAGGUUUUGUGGCAGUAAAAUGCUGGCCCGAUGAAUUGUACGCUCCGGUGCCAGGCUGCAAGCUCUCUUUUUUUUUUCCACGCUUCCAAAUUGCACACUUUUUAUCCCAAAAUACACUGUCAAAAGAAGCAUUUUUGGAAAAAAGUACACACCGCCUGUCAUAUUCUUUGGGCCCCAUUAAGAGCCAGCUGUGUUAAAUGUGAAUUUCACUGUUAGUGCCGUCUCCGACAAUGGCCUUUUCGAUAAAAACCUUUGUUCUGCUACAUUUUCUGACCCAUUAUAUGACUGGAGCUGGGGGGAGAUUAAGAGACGAGGGCAUCUUCAUCACUGAGCUGCCUCUGAGAGCCUAAAUAACAGCGAAGACCACCUGUGUAAUUGUCCAGCGCUAGGGCGUCCUGAAUAGCCAUUAGCUUCCCUGCUGCAAUUACCUUUCCUCCGGUCCCCUUCAUGACACCAAGCGUAGCCGAGAGCUCUAGAGAACCUCAACCCCUGUUUACUCCCAAACACAAUGGCUGAAACAGAGUGUCUUAUCCAGGCUGAUAUUGAUUUGUGCUUAAGAUUCGUGUCAUUACGAGUAAUUGAUUCCUCCAUUGCGCCCUCUUAACAUGCCUCGGGAGUGCGUUUACACCUGCACGGAUUGCUGAUAUUUGCCGAUAUAUAUAAGUUCUGAUAUUUUCUAUAAAAUUGCAAGAAAGAAAAAGUGUCAAAAACAUUCAAAUGAAUGUUGUCAUUGUUACUUUGGGAAAUGGCUAACUAUGGGAGCUAUAAACUAUAUCAUGGGAGCUAUCAAAAUGUUUUUAAGCAGUUAAACCUAUUUGUAACCUGCUCUCAAUUUCAUUUAAAGAUGCAGUUUGUAAUUUUUUUUUAACAUUUUCCUAGACCUAGAAUAAUUGCUGAUCCACAAUAUUAUCAUGCAAUGGAUAUGGCUAAGUAUUUUUAGACAACUUUUUAAUUUUUUUCUGACCCUGAAAUUAGCUCCACCCCCAGAUUUGCUCAGCCGCCCCUUUUCCUUAAAAGGUAAAACUUACAAACUGCUCCUUUAAUGGAAAUGUUAUUUAAAAUGUUUAUCUCAGUAUAAGAUAGCUUUGGGAAUUAUUGAAUAACAUGUAAUAAAAUAUGCAUAUCUGUAUUCAAAAUAAAACUUUGAAGAUUUCA
This is a messenger RNA of Hemibagrus wyckioides, 4231 nucleotides long. It is a transcript of the gene parvab, whose product is annotated as parvin, alpha b. Gene Ontology annotation, molecular function: actin binding. The transcript has 13 exons. The coding region runs from base 173 to 1291 and encodes 372 amino acids. The record is from RefSeq and is a predicted model, not a curated record. Lineage: Eukaryota; Metazoa; Chordata; Actinopteri; Siluriformes; Bagridae. Gene Ontology annotation, cellular component: actin cytoskeleton; focal adhesion; cytoplasm. Gene Ontology annotation, biological process: substrate adhesion-dependent cell spreading; cilium assembly; actin cytoskeleton organization.